Molecule: messenger RNA, 2594 nt
Organism: Phacochoerus africanus (Common warthog)
Lineage: Eukaryota; Metazoa; Chordata; Mammalia; Artiodactyla; Suidae
Gene: DENND10
Product: DENN domain containing 10
Exons: 9
Coding region: 43-1116 (357 amino acids)
Biological process (GO): protein transport; regulation of early endosome to late endosome transport
Cellular component (GO): late endosome
Molecular function (GO): small GTPase binding; guanyl-nucleotide exchange factor activity
Source: RefSeq, a predicted model, not a curated record
GGGCGGGGCCUGUGAGCCGGGAGCGGCGCGCUGCGGCGGAAGAUGGCUGCUGCUGAGGCUACCGACCCGCAGCUGAUGCUCGGAGUCGGGCUGAUCGAAAAGGACACAAAUGGAGAAGUUCUGUGGGUGUGGUGUUAUCCUUCCACGACAGCUACUUUAAGGAAUCUGCUGCUGCGAAAAUGCUGCCUUACAGAUGAAAACAGACUUCUCCAUCCCUUUGUCUAUGGUCAGUACAGAAGAACCUGGUUUUAUAUCACAACAGUGGAAGUGCCAGAUGCUUCCGUCUUGAAAAAGGUGACUCAUUUUUCUAUUGUUCUGACCGCCAAAGAUUUUAAUCCAGAGAAAUAUGCCGCCUUCACUAGGAUAUUGUGUAGAAUGUACCUGAAACACGGGAGCCCAGUUAAAAUGAUGGAGAGUUACAUUGCUGUUCUCACAAAGGGGAUUUGCCAAAGUGAAGAAAAUGGCUCUUUCCUUAGCAAGGACUUUGAUGCCCGAAAAGCGUACCUUGCAGGCUCCAUCAAAGACAUUGUAUCUCAGUUUGGAAUGGAAACUGUUAUCUUACACACAGCACUGAUGCUAAAGAAAAGGAUUGUCGUCUAUCACCCCAAAAUAGAAGCUGUCCAGGAGUUUACCAGGACUCUCCCUGCCCUGGUGUGGCAUCGACAGGACUGGACCAUCCUUCACUCCUAUGUACACCUGGACGCCGAUGAGCUGGAAGCCCUGCAGAUGUGUCCAGGUUACGUCGCUGGCUUUGUCGACUUGGAGGUGAGCAAUAGAUCAGACCUGUACGAUGUGUUUGUGAAUCUGGCAGAUAGUGAGAUCACCAUUGCUCCGCUCGCAAAAGAGGCCAUGACAAUGGGCAAACUGCAUAAAGAAAUCGGUCAGUUAAUUGUCCAGUCGGCAGAAGAUCCAGAGAAAUCAGACAGCCAAGUUAUACAGGAUAUUUCCCUAAAAACAAAAGAAAUCUUCACCAACUUGGCUCCAUUUUCAGAAGUUUCAGAUGAUGGAGAAAAACGAGUGCUUAAUUACGAGGCCCUAAAGCAAAGACGAUUUCCACCAGCAACAGAAAACUUCCUGUACCAUCUAGCAGCCGCGGAACAAAUGCUGAAAAUCUAAUCAUGGGACCGAAUGUGUCACUGAUGACUGGUCUCAAGCCCCAGCACCAUGACUAUCCAUUAACUAUGUAAAAUACUGGAAAUAACAAAGCAAAUGUUAUAUUUUUUAAUGAUUUAUUUGAAAGCAUUGCGAUUUGACCUGGGAAAGCACUGAAAACACCUCUGAUCUCCUCCUGUCUGAUUAAUCUCAUGCCUACUCUCAGUGUUUACAAAGCACCACAUAUAACGUUAUAAAACGGCCCAAUGUCCUAGAGUAAGAGCAGAACAGCUCUGUCAUAUCUUCGCACAAAUUACAGCGAAUCCAAAAGCCUUCAUUAGUAUCAGUUCCAGUGUGUCUCACUGUGUAGCCACAAACUAAGAAUGGUUUCUUUUCAGAAAGCUGCCUGAAAUUUGGCUUUGUAUUCUUCUAGGAAGAGCGUGAAGUCCUCAGGAGGAACUCUACUUUCUGAGCCAAACUACUAAGUUUCCUGCAGAACCAUCGAGAAAGUCAUUCAAAAGACCCUGCAGUUGCACUUUCUUGGAAAAGAAAAUUUUUUUCAUAGACUUUGAACAUUUUGCCUAUAUUGUAAGGGUUUUGCAUAGAUUUUAUACUUGAGUAGACAACUUUAAUAAUCCAUAUGUAUACUGCCGCAGCAGUGUGCAUUUGGCAAACUUAAGACAUUAGUACUUACUUAGCCCUGUUGCUAGCAAGAGUCUUUUGAAAAAGAUGCCAGUCCUUAAUGUGGUAAAUUAAGAAUCCCACUUUGAAUAUAAAUGCCAGUCUGACGGAAACAGCAGCUUUAUAUAAUUGGUGAGAGAUGUGAGAAUUAAUUUUAUUUUUUGACUUUUUAGGGCCGCACCCAGAGCAUAUGGAAGUUCCCAGGUUAGGGGUCACAUCGGAGCUGUGGCCACCGGCCUACACCACAACCACAGCCAUGCCAGAUCCCAGCCGUGUCUGCGACCUACACCACGGGCCACGGCAGUGCAGGAUCCUUAACCCACUGAGCAAGGCCAGGGAUAGAACCCGCAUUCUCAUGGAUGCUAGUCGGGUUCAUUACUGCUAAGCCACCUCAGGAACUCCAGAAUUAACUUCUUGCAAGGGCCAAAGCCAGAGAAUGUCUUCAAGCAACUUCAGUAAAGAUAUUUUAGCCACACAUGAAGGUAACUGUUCGGUUAGAUACCUUUGUCAUAAUUGGAGACCUAAAAAUUGCAAAAUAAGCACUAAGUUAUGUCCUUGUUAUUAUAUGUAUUCACAUUAACUAUGGAAGGUUAUUUUUCACACAGUUCUGUUGUCCUUAGAAAUCUUACCCAGCAAAAUGUUUGCGGAAAAACUUGUCCUUAUUGGAUCUUUCAUUUAUUCUUGGUGUUAGACAUUUGUUAAGGAAAACAUUUUUUAAACAGCGCCCCCUUCCCUGGAUGGCAGCAGAGGAGGAUUUGAAAUGAGAUGAUGUUUACUGAGGCAAACACCUGAAAAUUAAAUCUGCACUUUAUGAAAAUGAA